CAAAAACGACAACAUUUCUAUUCGCCAAUUCAACAUGUCCCUCCCACUCACAGGCAAAGGCGGCAAAGACACCCGUGCACAGGCCCUAGAAGAUGAAUUCGAGAAGCGCCCCGAUCCCGUCGCGCUGACGCAAAACCCUGACCCCUCAAAGAACAGCUCCUCGGGAGUAGACUACGAACCAUAUCCGGAGAAGUCCAUACCGCUAGAGCCGGAAAGGGAGAAGAUAGUCCAAUCGAUAUGCAACCUAUAUUCUGGUAGCGCGAGUAAGGAGGAUAUGAUGGUGUAUGCGGAAGAGGCGAUCUACGACGACCCGUGGAGUUAUUGCGAUACGAGGUACAAGAUUGCGGGACAGUGGUAUGGUAUUCCCAAGAUCAUGAAGUCAUCAAGGACUAUCAAGACACAGGUGCUUUCCUCUAAGCCCGAUGAGAUCAUCUUCAAGCUGCAGCAGGAGUACACGCCUCUGCCGAUGCCGAUUGCCAAGAAGGUGAACAGUUUGGUGACUUUGACGCUGGAUAAGGAGGGGAAGGUGCGGUAUCACAAGGAUAUGUGGAAUGAGAAAGAUUACAGUCAUGAGGGCCUCGGCAAGAUUAUGAAGGAGCUGAACGGUGAUUAUUUGACGAAGCUUACGCAACCCCCGGAGGAUUUGUAGGCGUCUAAUUGCGUAUUGAAUGGACGUUUGCCAUUGUGCUUUAGGUCAAGUUUCGAGCUCAAGCUAAAUAAUGCGUGUCGUCAACCGCGUGUUUCGGUGUUCUUGUGUCAGGGUUUCUAUAGUCAUUAUAAUGAUCACCAGAUGAGUUUCAGACAAAACGUUGAAUUGAUU
Dothidotthia symphoricarpi CBS 119687 is the source of this 820-nucleotide messenger RNA. RefSeq lists its product as uncharacterized. Bases 35 to 649 code for a protein of 204 amino acids. NCBI's taxonomy places the organism in Eukaryota, Fungi, Ascomycota, Dothideomycetes, Pleosporales, Dothidotthiaceae. The transcript has 2 exons. The record is from RefSeq and is a predicted model, not a curated record.